AGGUAUUUUUGAAAAAUAUUCUGAGCUUGUUUUAGUUGAGAUUUAAAUAUAUAGAAACUGGUGACAUCUUUGAACCCAAUAUGUGAAGAAGAAGCAGAAGGAGAGGCUGUUAUGCCAUGUGGAAGUGUGAGUGAGGUCCAGAAGGAGGUGUGCAAAGUUGGAGGUGGUUAUAAGUUACAGACGAGAAAGCUUGGAUUGGGCUUGAGCAGGAUAUAGCAUUUCAUAGCUAUUCUGCAUUUUCCUUUCUAUUUUCUACAAUCCAUACUUUCUAUGUUUAUUGUUUAUUGAAAAGUCUAACUCAAUCAUUUUUUAUUUUUUUAGUAAAAAUUAAUUAUUGUACACCAGUGCUAGAAGGCUUCUCACUCUGUAAUGGUUAUGCAAUCUUACCCUUGAUGUUGCAAAUAGGCUUUUGCAGAUUCAAACACACAACUAAAUUGGUCAAGGCACAAUUCACCAUUGUGCUAGGACUAGCCCAUAGUAGUCAAUUGCAUGUGGUGAUGGGGUAGCAGAGCAGAGCUUCCUGCUCGUAAGACUCAUAGAGCCUUCCUGUCCCUGUAGUUGUGGCAUCAUUCAGGGGUUAGGUUGUAUUAGAACAACGGAGUAGAAGAAGGAACUGCUUUCAUUAUAUUGAGAGAGCACAAAGACUUACAUUUCUAUGGAAAUCAUCCGAAGAAUGCUUCUAUUGGCAUUGGAUGAUCCUCAUCGAAAAAUUUGCACAGCCAUUGGUAUGGCUGUUGCAUCCAUUGCAGUGCAUGACUGGCCAGAGUUAUGGCCAGAUUUGUUACCAUUUCUUCUAAAUUUGAUCAAUAACCAAGCCAACUUGAAUGGAGUGCAUGGCGCUAUGAGAUGCUUGACUCUUCUCUCUGCGGACUUGGAUGAUAAAAUGGUUCCAACAUUAAUACCCGCUCUCUUCCCCAGUUUGCUGACAAUUGUAUCAUCUCCCCAGAAUUAUGACACAUACAUUCGAUCAAAGGCCCUUUCUAUAAUCUAUUCUUGUACAUCUAUGCUGGGGACAAUUAGUGGUGUCUACAAGGCAGAAACAAGUUCUCUGAUAGCUCCUUUGAUUAAACCAUGGAUGGGCCAAUUCUCUUCUAUUCUAGAAAUUCCAGUUCAAUCUGAAAAUCCCGAUGAUUGGAGUAUCAAAAUGGAGGUUUUGAAGUGCUUGAAUCAGUUCAUUCAAAAUUUUUCAAAUCUCUUUAAAAGUGAAUUUGAGGUUAUACUAGGACCUCUGUGGAAUACAUUUGUCUCUUCUUUGAGAGUUUAUGAGAAAGCUGCUAUUGAAGGAACUGAAGAUUCAUAUGAUGGAAGAUAUGAUUCUGAUGGUUCAGAGAAAAGCCUUGAUUCAUUUGUUAUCCAGCUCUUUGAACUCAUGUUGACUAUUGUGGGUAAUACAAGACUGAGAAAGGUGGUUGGGGCUAAUAUAAGAGAAUUGGUGUACUAUACUAUUGCUUUUCUUCAGAUGACAGAACAGCAGGUUCAUACAUGGUCUGCGGAUGCUAACCAGUUCAUUGCUGAUGAAGAUGAUUCUACUUAUAGCUGCCGCAACUCUGGUGUGCUUUUAUUGGAAGAGGUUGUGAAUUCUUUUGACGAUGAAGGAAUUUGCGCUAUCAUAGACAGUACAAAGCAAUGGUUCAACGACUCUCAAAUCAGAAAAGCAGCUGGCAAUGCAAGUUGGUGGAGGAUAAGAGAAGCUACUCUGUUUGCCCUAUCAUCUCUUUCAGAACAACUAUUUGAGACAGAGGAAACCAGGGUUUAUUCAACUGACUUGAAGGAUCUGCUUGAGCAGAUUUUUGCAGUAGACUCUCUAAUAGGUCCUCUUGAAUGCCCAUUUUUAUAUGCUCGCAUUUUUACUUCAGUUGCUAAAUUUUCUUCUUUGAUAAGCGGUGGCUUAGUAGAGCACUAUCUCUAUUUAGCAAUGAAGGCAGUUACAAUUGAUGUGCCCCCACCUGUAAAAGUAGGUGCCUGUAGAGCACUUUCUAACCUCCUUCCCGAAGCAACAAAUGAAGUUAUCCAAUCGCAGUUGUUGGGUUUAUUUUCAUCCCUCAUUGAUCUUCUUAAUCAUGCAUCAGAGGAAACCUUGCACCUGGUACUUGAUACAUUGCUUGCUGCAGUGAAAGCAGGUCGUGAAUCAUCAACAGUAGUUGAAAACAUGAUUUCUCCUGUAAUCCUUAAUGUGUGGGCAUCGCAUGUUUCGGAUCCUUUUAUCAGUAUUGAUGCACUUGAAAUUCUUGAGACGAUCAAAAGCAUUCCUGGAUGCAUACAUCCAUUGGUUGCCAGAAUUUUGCCGUAUGUUGGACCAAUUUUGAAUAAACCCCAAGAGCAAACUGAAGGCUUGGUAUCUGGAUCACUAGAUCUGGUAACAAUGUUACUAAAGAAUGCCCCUGCUGAUGUAGUGAAAGCAAUAUAUGAUGUCUCUUUUAAUGCUGUUGUCAAAAUAAUCCUACAAAGUGAUGACCAUAGUGAAAUUCAGAAUGCUACAGAGUGUUUAUCUGCAUUUAUAUCUGGGGGAAGGCAAGAAGUUCUUGCGCGGGGAUCUGAUUCUGGAUCAACUAUGAGAAGUUUACUUGAUGUAGCUUCAAGAUUACUAAACCCGGAAUUGGAAAGCUCUGGGUCUCUCUUUGUUGGGAGCUACAUUCUUCAACUUAUUUUGCAUUUGCCAUCACAUAUGGCGGUACAUAUACGAGACUUGGUUGCUGCACUUGUCAAACGUAUGCAAUCUGCUCAAAACGCUGUCCUACGAAGCUCAUUGCUAAUUGUUUUUGCUAGACUGGUACACAUGAGCGUUCCUAAUGUUGGAGAUUUCAUUGAUUUGAUGAUCUCAAUUCCUGCGGAUGGACAUGACAAUUCAUUUGCUUAUGUGAUUUCAGAAUGGACCAAGCUGCAGGGCGACAUACAGGGAGCAUAUCAAAUAAAAGUAACUACAAGUGCCUUGGCCUUGUUGCUAACCAGCAGGCACAAUGAAUUGGGUAAAAUACAUGUCCAAGGCCAUCUAAUUAAGUCUGGUGAGGGAGUGACCACAAGAUCAAAAGCUAAAUCAGCUCCGAACCAAUGGGUAAUAUUACCACUUCCCACCAAGAUAGUGGCUUUGUUGGCGGAUGCAUUAACUGAAAUACAAGAACAAGUUUUGGAAGCUGAUGAUGUGGAUAGUGACUGGGAAGAAGUUGAAGCAGAUGGCAUCGAAAAUGAUAGAGAUUUUCUUUACUCGGUGUCUUCACCUUUGGGAAAAGCCACUGAUGAACAUCUUCAAGCAAUGGCUAAAGUAUUUAAUGAGGAUCGAGAUGAUCAGUAUGACGAUAACCUUUUUAGUGUUGCUGAUCCCCUCAAUCAGAUAAAUCUGGCAAAUUACCUUGUUGAUUUCUUUGUUAGCUUUUCGCAAUCUGACCGACAGCUCUUAGAGCACAUUUGCGAGAGUUUGACUCAAUCUCAACGAAAUGCCAUUCAAAUGAUACUGAAGAGAUGAAAAUUUAGUGUGUAAUCAUCGACUGCUGUCUCAAGGAUGGGUUGAUAAUACUACGAAGAAUCCAACCAAGAUAUGGUUGGGAACCAAUAUUUUUCCAAUAUUCAGGUUGGGGUGGUCUGCAAUUCUGAAUGGCAUUUUCCCUCUGCUGCACUGUAGUGCUCGCCCGUUUGUCUAUUGAUUUUUUUAUUGGAUUUGUUAUUUUAUGUAUUGAUGUUUUGUUUUUAAUUGGUUUCUGCCCAUCUAUAAUUGACCAAAUAUUGUUUGUAUAUACCAAUUAUAUUGAUUAUUCAAGAAAAGGAAGAAAUCUCAGUUGGUAGCAUAAUGGUGCAUAAAAAUUUCAAUUCUAUUGGUUCUGCUUGUCACU
Messenger RNA from Vigna radiata var. radiata (mung bean), 3824 nucleotides. Its product is annotated as importin-9. The coding region runs from base 656 to 3460 and encodes 934 amino acids. Gene Ontology annotation, biological process: protein import into nucleus. Lineage: Eukaryota; Viridiplantae; Streptophyta; Magnoliopsida; Fabales; Fabaceae. The record is from RefSeq and is a predicted model, not a curated record. Gene Ontology annotation, molecular function: small GTPase binding. Gene Ontology annotation, cellular component: cytosol; nuclear envelope. The transcript is spliced from 31 exons.